Molecule: messenger RNA, 588 nt
Organism: Mesocestoides corti
Lineage: Eukaryota; Metazoa; Platyhelminthes; Cestoda; Cyclophyllidea; Mesocestoididae
Source: the annotation of a GenBank genome assembly
CUGGAUUUUGGAGCCAGAGGCAAAUUUUGCGUUCUCACGUUCGAAGACACUCGCCCAACGAAUUCGCCCUACACUUUUUCAGGUUCGAGUGCCACCAGUUCCGUGACAUCGCGUUCCGGAAGGAGCGGAACCAACCCACCCGCGGUGGGCCACUCCAGUGGCAUUCCCGCGGGCCUCCUCAAACCACUGCAACCCUCUGACACCGCGCGUCGAUCGCGUUCACGCAGCUCCAGCGCCUGUGCCGCCGCGGAUCAAGCCUUGUCCAGUGGUUUUGAGAGGAGUGGCACUACGCCGCACCAGGACCCCAAUUCCUGCCGAUUCGCGGAAGCUCCUGAUCCAAUCGUCGGCGGCGGUGAUUGGCCUCCACAACCCAUUUCCUCGCGUCAUCACAACCCAGAUGUCGAUUCGCACGCGAGUCAGGUAUGUUCCACCGCCGCGUCUUUGCUCACUCAGUUAUCCGGACAACUGCAGCAAUUGAAUGUUUCUAAUCAAGCCUCACUGGUGAAACCAGUUAAUCAAGUGCGAAAUGAGCCAACGGAGUUCGACCUUCCUGCGCCUCCAUCUCCUGACAUGCUCGACGUGCGCUAG